Messenger RNA from Phalaenopsis equestris, 522 nucleotides. RefSeq lists its product as uncharacterized. Gene Ontology annotation, molecular function: mRNA binding; demethylase activity. Gene Ontology annotation, biological process: mRNA catabolic process. NCBI's taxonomy places the organism in Eukaryota, Viridiplantae, Streptophyta, Magnoliopsida, Asparagales, Orchidaceae. The record is from RefSeq and is a predicted model, not a curated record. Bases 1 to 522 code for a protein of 173 amino acids. The transcript has a single exon.
AUGCGUGGAAAUGGUAGGAUAACCAUUCAAUGUGGUUGUUGCUACAAUUUUACUAGGGAUAAGCAAGGGAACCACCCGAAGAUCUUAAGACAGGAUGAGGUGGAUCCAUUGCCUCCCACAAUAAAGUGGGAAAUAAAAAGAAUGGUCAAGUGGAGCGUGCUGCCAGUAGACUGCAUUCCAAACAGUUAUAUCAUCAACAUUUAUGAAGAGAGAGACUCUAUUCCCUCACAUAUAGAUCACCAUGAUUUUGUCAGACCUUUCUGCACGGUUUUGUUAAUGAGUAAAAGUGACAUUUUGUUCGAAAAAGAAAUCGACGUUGUGGGAUUGGAUGAGUUCAGAGGAUCAAUUGCAAUUCUGCUGCAGGUGGGUUUGAUACUAAUUUUAAAGGGAAACAAAGCCAAUCUAGUGAAGCAAAACAUUCCUGGAGUUCCACGAUGCAGAGUUUCCAUUACACUUAGAAGGAUGGAUGACAACAAGAUGCUAUAUGAAUUACGACCAGAUCCAGAAUUGGAGGAGAUAUAG